Molecule: messenger RNA, 1184 nt
Organism: Acaulospora colombiana
Lineage: Eukaryota; Fungi; Glomeromycota; Glomeromycetes; Diversisporales; Acaulosporaceae
Source: the annotation of a GenBank genome assembly
AUCAAAGUCGUCCAGUACCACCAAAGUGCCACGAGAAGAGGUCUCUGACUUCGUUCAAGCCGCAGCACUUGUCCCAUACGAGGGUGUCGUAUCCCUCACGUCUGUUGUCGAAUCUCUCCUUGAGGAAGAUGAUGAUCGUUUCAUUUGGCAAAAGGUAGAAGCUACGCGUACCGGCUAUGUGCACUGGAUCCUCGUCGAGAAGGACAGCAUGGAGCCUUUGACAAUCUCCCACGUCGCCGUCCUUUCUGGUGCCAUGAGUAGAUCGUAUGGCAACUAUAUUCCUUCUGGUGAGAGGGCCCCAGAGGAAUAUCCAAUUAACGGCAUGUUAGUGUUCUCUCUUUUGCCUUCAUACGUCGUCGCUGAUAUGUCUAGUGACACCCACCCUGGCUUCACGAACAAACUCACGUGGAAUUUGGAGUCAAGCGAAUCAGACUCACAUAGCAUUGGGCCUUUGAUGCAGAGAUUAGAGCGGUCGCUCAUCGAUGGACCCUUGCAAGGUGCCUUUGCAAUCGAUACACCUCCUGAACAGCUCAGAGACGAGUGGAACCAACCAAACGAGUUCUCCAAGUACCAUCUCCAAUUCCCUCUGUUCGCACGUCGUUAUGUUGCAAAGAGGCGAGGAAAAUAUAUGCCUGCCGAGGAUAAGGACUCAGUGGUCCAUCCCAGGGUCCAGGCCGCACUUGAAGUUGUCAGCAAAGGAGAGGAUCCCUUAGUCCUCGUACCAUGCCGACCUUCCGUCUACGUCAAAAAGGGCGCCUACAAUGAUCCAUCCGCUAAGCAAGUCCUCGCCACAAGUGAAGAUGACUGGCAUCGACGUGGCGACAUCAUCUGGUUCGUAGGGCAGAUCCACUGUGAGGCGUACAACACUACGACGGCGGAACCGACCGCAACGAAGAGAGUGCAUUGGACAUGCGAAUGGUGGCCGGAGUCUGUUGUUAGAAUCGCUCGUGUCGACAUACCUGUCCUCCAUGCCGAAGGUACGACGGAGGAAAACAGUAAGAAGCGCAAGUUCUCGGAUGUCGGUCUAUCUCCCAGAAAGAAACCACGUUUCGACCCAAACUUACUAUCCUCGCCUUCGAAAGCCUCCACGUCCGCCGUUGUUAGUGAAUCAGAGAGCCGCAGGAGCGGAAGCAGAAGCCGAGGUAUGACGCUUGAUACCCCACAAGACCUCAUCGAGGAUAAUA